GCCCUAGCUAGCCAGCUACCUACCUCAAAGUUCCCAAAACUCCAACUUUAGUACCAUUAUAAAGGCCACCACACCCAUCAAGCCUCAAACUACCACUUUGUCUCCCUUUGCAGUCAAAGAAAGCACCAAAAUGGAGGAUGUGAUGAAGGGGCCGUACAAGGUUCCAUCUUUUGGCAGCUGGAAUUUCUAUGAAGAGAAGCAUGUCGAUGGGUUUGUGCAAGCUCAAUUCUUUGUGGAAGAUGGCGAGGAGCUCUUCGAGGUGCUCAGAUCCUACAAACAUCUGCCUCAGGAGAGGAAGAAGGAGGAGAAGAAGAAGAACAAGCCAAGAGCUGUAGAUGAUGACCUUUACAAGAUACCUCCAGAGCUCCUCUGUCAAAUACCAAAGAAGAGGAAUUUGCUAAAGAAUUUUUGGGCAGGAUGUCUGUGUCUCAGUUGCAUGGCAUGAGUGAUAGAGUUGUUCUUCUGUUGUUGCUUUCUCUUGGGGUGUAUUAUUUGGCUGUGUAGCAAAAGGUGUUUAAAAAGGGAUGACAUGUAAUAAAUUGAGUACAUUUUUACUUGAAUCCUACAAGUUUAGUCACAUUGUCUAAUUUUGUAUUUAUGUUUAUCGGUGUCAAAGGAGUUUCUUUGCCUACUUUAUUUGAUCGAUUUGAAGUUU
This is a messenger RNA of Zingiber officinale, 655 nucleotides long. RefSeq lists its product as uncharacterized. The transcript has 4 exons. The record is from RefSeq and is a predicted model, not a curated record. NCBI's taxonomy places the organism in Eukaryota, Viridiplantae, Streptophyta, Magnoliopsida, Zingiberales, Zingiberaceae. The coding region runs from base 131 to 445 and encodes 104 amino acids.